UCGAGAUUCGCGCCCGCAAGACACCUUCGGUCAGUUUGCUCGUUGUUGUUUGUUUUUUUUUUUCUUAUUUUUCGUUGGUUUUCGUUUACCUUUUGUUCGAUCUCCUUGAUGUUUCGCGCGUCGGGUUCUUUCGAUUUGUGGGCGUUUGUGACAAUACCCCGUCAGUGACACACAGAAACCAGUUCGAUCGACUCGAAAGAGGAAGCAAUCCUCCGAAAAGAAAAUUUUUAUAAUUAGAAGUGGCAGAAGAGAGACAUUUGACGAAAUCGCUGCAGCUGGCCUUCACCGAUCGCUCCUCUCUUUCAACCACCUUUGAUCCCAUUGAAAGAGGAACGAUCUGGAAAGGCGCACAACACAAAAAACGAUGGCCACGUCGACGAUAAACAUCGAGGAUCUGCCGGACAGAGUCGGGGCGACGUUCACCGGGCGCAACAUCUUCAUCACCGGUGGCACGGGCUUCCUCGGCAAGGUGAUCGUCGAAAAGUUUCUGCGAUGUCUGCCCGAUAUAGGCCAGCUCUACCUACUCGUGCGACCCAAGUACGGCAAGGAUCCCUCGACAAGAAUGGAGGAUCUCUUCAAUAACCCCGUGUUUGACCUAGUAAAGGAGAUGCGAGGAAAAGAUUUUAUUCGCGAAAAAAUUACGAUUGUGAGCGGUGAUGUCUCGGUCCUUGGCCUGGGUCUUUCGGAGGAGGACAGAAAAACUCUUUGCGAAAAAAUAAGCAUCGUUUUUCAUGGUGCAGCUACUGUCAGAUUUGACGAGUUACUGAAACGUGCCGUUCUCUUGAACACUCGAGGCACGAAACAGAUGUUAGAUCUGGCAAAAGAGAUGAAAAAUCUCGAACUCUUUGCACACAUAAGCACGGCUUAUUGCCACCUCGAAGAAAAGGUUUUGAGAGAAAAGCCGUAUCCGCCACCCGCGGAUCCUCAUAAAAUCAUCAAGUGCGUCGAAUGGAUGGAAGACGACGUCGUCGAGGCUAUGACUGACAAAAUUCUCGGAGACAUUCCCAAUACUUACGCUUUCACGAAAGCUCUUUCCGAGGGCCUUGUUGAGGAGGCCAUGCCUCAUAUCCCUGCUAUUAUUCUGAGACCCAGCAUCGUAAUACCAGUCUGGAAAACCCCGAUACCCGGCUGGACGGACAACAUAAACGGACCGACGGGCCUUCUGAUAGGCGCCGGCAAGGGCGUCAUCAGGACCAUGUACUGCAACGAGAACGGCUACGCAGAUUACGUGCCGGUCGACAUUGCCGUUAAUGCCGUCCUCGUCGUCGCCUGGAACUUCAUCGCCAACAAGGACCACGAGAAGCGCGUCUACAAUCUCACCAGCAGCAGCGAAUUCAAGGUCUCAUGGGCUGAAAUCAUAAACAUCGGCCGCAGAAACAUGGAAAAGGUACCAUUGAACGGUGUGGUCUGGUACCCGGGCGGCAGCAUGAAAAAGUCUCGAUUCGUGCACAACGUUUGCGUGCUCUUUUUCCACAUGAUACCGGCUUAUCUCAUCGACGCUUUGAUAUUCCUCGCUGGACAUAAGCCCAUAAUGUGUCGUGUGCAUCGUCGAAUCGCAAAGGGCUUCGAGGUCUUCGAGUAUUAUGCCAACAAUCAGUGGGACUUUGAAAAUAUGAACAUAGCCGAAGUCAGAGCGACUUUGAAUGAGAGAGAAAAGGUCCUGUGGCAAUUGGAUGGAGACGACAUGGACAUGGACCAUUACUUUGAAAAUUGUAUCAGGGCAGCAAGAUUGUACAUUCUCAAUGAGAAGCCAGAGACUCUCCCUUCAGCUCGUCGACAUAUCAGAAUAAUGUACUGGGUGGACGUCUUGACUAAAAUCAUGUUCUUUGUAUUUUUGAUUUACAUGCUGGCUUCCUGGUGUGAUAGCUUCCGAGCUUUGCUAGUGGGCAGCUGGAAGUCUCUCAGUCAUGCAUUAGAUGCUUAGGCAUUACUAGAUUAUUGAUAUCUAUUUACUGUAUAUUUAUAUCAAAGUAUGAAUCAAUUUCAAAUAAUGAUAAAGGUAAUUCAACAUUUUAUCAAUCAUCCUUAAUCAACUGCAGUAGUAUCUUAUAUUCGUGUUAAAUUAUUAUAAACUUACUGUUAAUCAUUGAAGUUAUAUAAUUUAAGAAGCAUGUAUUUCUAUGUAAGAGUUUUGUUUUUUUUAUUUCCCAAAAUUUUAUGCUAUAUGUAACAUAUUACUUCAAUAGCUAUAAAAAAAUGUACUUAGGAAGUUAAGUAACAAUCG
Messenger RNA from Trichogramma pretiosum, 2224 nucleotides. Its product is annotated as putative fatty acyl-CoA reductase CG5065. Gene Ontology annotation, molecular function: alcohol-forming very long-chain fatty acyl-CoA reductase (NADP+) activity. The record is from RefSeq and is a predicted model, not a curated record. Gene Ontology annotation, cellular component: peroxisome. The coding region runs from base 365 to 1924 and encodes 519 amino acids. The transcript has 9 exons. Gene Ontology annotation, biological process: long-chain fatty-acyl-CoA metabolic process. Lineage: Eukaryota; Metazoa; Arthropoda; Insecta; Hymenoptera; Trichogrammatidae.